GCAGCCGGGCCGCCAUGGCGCUGCGCGCGGCCGUCUUCGACCUUGACGGGGUGCUGGCACUGCCCUCGAUCGCCGGCGCCCUGGGCCACGCGGAGGAGGCCCUGGCGCUGCCCAGAGGCUUCCUGGGAGAAGCUACUCAGCAGACAAGUGUGGAUGGCCCCAGUGCCCGCCUCAUGAGAGGAGAGAUCAUGUUUUCCCAGUGGGUGCCACUCAUGGAAGAAAACUGCAGGCAGCGCUCCAAAGCCUCUGGCAUCCGCCUUCCAGAGAAUUUCUCUAUGCAACAGAUCUUUGGCAGAGCGGUGUCAGCAAGGGACAUCAACCACCCCAUGCUUCAGGCAGCUCUUGCUCUCAAAAAGAAGGGAUUUACGACGUGCAUCCUUACCAACAACUGGCUGGAUGACAGUGCCCAGAGGGGCAGCCUGGCCCAGCUGAUGUAUAAGCUGAACCCACACUUUGACUUCCUGAUCGAGUCGUGUCGCAUUGGAAUGGUCAAGCCUGAGCCUCAGAUCUACAAAUUCCUACUGGACACCCUGAAGGCCAGUCCCAAUGAGGUUGUUUUUCUAGAUGACAUCGGGAGUAAUCUGAAGCCAGCCCGUGACUUGGGAAUGUCCACCAUCCUUGUCCGUGACACGGACACAGCCCUGAGAGAACUGGAGAAAGUCACCGGGACACAGCUUCUCACCGAAACUUCACCACCAAUCUCCUGCCACCCAAGUGACAUGAGCCACGGGUUUGUGACCGUAAAGCCUGGGGUCCGCCUGCAUUUUGUGGAGAUGGGCUCAGGCCCUCCGGUGCUCCUCUGCCAUGGGUUUCCUGAGACCUGGUUCUCUUGGAGGUACCAGAUCCCUGCUUUAGCCCAGGCGGGUUUUCGGGUGAUAGCUAUGGAUAUGAAGGGAUACGGAGAGUCAUCCUCCCCUCCUGAAAUAGAAGAAUAUGCCAUGGAAGUGUUAUGUAAGGAAAUGGUAACUUUCCUGGAUAAAAUGGGCAUUGCUCAAGCAGUGUUCAUUGGCCACGAUUGGGCUGGUGUGCUAGUGUGGAACAUGGCUUUCUUCUAUCCUGAGAGAGUGAGGGCAGUGGCCAGUUUGAACACACCCUUUGUGCAAGCAAAUCCCAAGGUGUCUGCUAUGGAGAUCAUCAAGACCAACCCAAAUUUUGAUUACCAAGUGUACUUCCAAGAACCAGGAGUAGCCGAGGCUGAACUGGAACAGAACCUGACUCGGUCUUUCAAAAACUUAUUCAGAACCAGUGAUGAGGGUUUCCUCCGAAUGCAUAAAAUCACUGAAUCAGGGGGGCUCUUUGUGAAUGCUCCAGAAGACCCGGGCCUCAGCAAGAUGCUUACUGAGGAGGAUUUGGAGUUUUAUGUACAGCAGUUCAAGAAGACUGGCUUCAGAGGUCCCCUAAACUGGUAUCGAAACAUGCAAAGGAACUGGGAGUGGUACUGCAAAGCCACAGGGCGUAAGAUCAUGAUCCCAGCGUUGAUGGUAACAGCAGAGAAAGACGUUGUACUUCGUCCUGAGAUGUCCAACAAGAUGGAAACCUGGAUCCCCAACCUGAAAAGGGGGCACAUCAAGGAAUGUGGGCACUGGACACAAAUGGAGAAGCCUGCUGAGGUGAACAAGAUCCUCGUUGAGUGGCUGGAGAGCGAACUCAAGAACCCCCCAGUAGUCUCCAAGAUCUAAGCUGUUUCGUGUCCCCAGCAGUGUUCAUGGGAUCAUUGGGAAAAGUGGUGUGGCAUCUCUACGUGGCCUCACCCACAUCUCAUAAUCAGUAGCAUCAUUCUUUUGCCCUCCAAAAACAGUGCUUUUCUUUAAAUGAAGUUGAUCAAACUUGAUGUAAGUUUAGAUCUAUGUGAAAUCGUGUAUGAUUAAUCCUCUGGGUGUAGUUUAAUCAUCUAAGAACAAUGCAUGUCCUGGCAGGAAGAAAUGGGACAGCCCAGUGAUGAGUUCUCUUUGACGGACCAACUCCCAGUUUUACAACAAAAUGUGAGCCUCAUUUUGAAGCACAACAUUAGAGACGAGGGAUCCUUUAUUCAAUAAAACCAAGAUCAAGGGAGUCCUGCUCUCUGCUCUCCUAGUAAGAUGGCAAUUUUUCUUAAAAAGGCGUUGCUUUUGAAAAGGUGUUUGUCCUCUGCUCUCAGACCUUGCUAUGGCCUCCAGGGAGCCUUCUAGAAGUAUAUGGUGAGUGCCCUGCAGCAGCCAGACCCAGGGAACGCAUGCCCUUCCUUCCUAUGCUAAGGAAGCAGAGGGCCAAAAGGAAGUCCAGCUGGGUUAUAAAACCUUAAGCCCCACCCCUGUGGUGACCUAUUUCCUCUAGCAAGGCUCUAACUCCUAAAGAUUCCACUAGCUGGACACUGAGCGUUCAACACAUGAGUCUAUGGGGGAAAUGGCACAGUCAAGCCACAACGAUAUAAUUUUUGUGGCUUUGAAGUGUCAUUGCUCAAAGAAUGUAAUGUAUAGCCAGGUUCCAAGACUGAAGUUUAAAACUUAGGUGAAAGUUGCCGGGCAUGGUGGGGCACGCCUUUUAAUCCCAGCACUGGAGAGGCAGAGGUAGGAGGAUCACCGUUGGUUCGAAGCCUCCCUGAGACUCCAUAGUGAAUUCCAGGUCAGCCUGAGCUAGAGUGAGACCCUACCUCGAAAAACCAAAAAAAAACCAACAACAAAAAAACUUAGGUGAAAGUUUAAAAAUUAAGUGAAAACGAUCUGGCUUAUUUUGGUUGAAUAAUUUCUUCUUAAUCUUCCUUAUCUUUUUAUCCUGACUCAUUAGUCAUUGUAGGAGUUGAUCUCAAGCGUUGGCUAUUGUAUCUAAUUGGUUGAAUGUAUGUCUCUCCUUUUGUACCAUGAAGGUGUUGCUGAUUUAUCCUUGAGCCCGAGGGGCUCACCAUUGGUAGGCGACUUGGUGUGUUCUCAUUAAAUAUCUGUUGAAUAAAUCAGAGAAUGAAUUCAUACACA
This is a messenger RNA of Jaculus jaculus (lesser Egyptian jerboa), 2948 nucleotides long. It is a transcript of the gene Ephx2, whose product is annotated as epoxide hydrolase 2. Gene Ontology annotation, cellular component: peroxisome. The record is from RefSeq and is a predicted model, not a curated record. Gene Ontology annotation, biological process: cholesterol homeostasis; phospholipid dephosphorylation. NCBI's taxonomy places the organism in Eukaryota, Metazoa, Chordata, Mammalia, Rodentia, Dipodidae. Gene Ontology annotation, molecular function: magnesium ion binding; lipid phosphatase activity. The coding region runs from base 15 to 1679 and encodes 554 amino acids. The transcript is spliced from 19 exons.